CCACCAUCGUCAGCCCCAAAAGUACCCUCGUCUCUCUCUCUCUCUCUCUGUGAUAAAGCAGCGUAGUCUGAAUCUGAAAACCAUUGAACCAUGAUCAGUCACCGAUCCAUGCUGCGAUUCUCGGGCCGCCCAGGGUUGUUUGAUCGAGCUAUUCGGGUCUUCAGCCCCAGAUCUGAAACCCCUUUCAAAACCCUCACUCAUCGGUCCCUCUUUCGAAUCCCACAAAUAUAUGGUGUUCCAGGUUUGGGGGAUUUGAAAUGCAGGUCUUAUCUCCAUAGCGAUGUUUCAGCUGCAGCUAAUCACAAUGCUGUACCUCAAAUCUUGGGAGCAAUUUUUAGGCAUUUCAUACAUUCUUCAAGUCAUAAGGAGUUUGAGACAGCAAGGAACUCUAGAUCCAUGAAUUUUGUGAGGGGAAUAAUAGAGGAAGAAGGAAAGGGCGUUAUGGGCAGUUCUCAACUUUCUCGGUAUGUUGUUGAGAACAAUGCAGAUAUUGUUCAUAUAAAGCUGCUUCGCAACAAUACCUUUGUCACUGUGACAGAUUCCAAGGGGAACAAAAAAAUUGGGGAUUCCUCGGGAUGUUUGUCAGAAAUGAAAGGAGGGCCUAAACUUUCUCGAUAUGCUGCUGAAGCAACUGCAGAACAUGUUGGUCGGCUAGCAAGGAAUUUGGGACUGAAGUCUGUCGUAAUGAAAGUGAACGGAUUCACUUAUUUCAAGAAAAAGAAGCAAGCAAUCGUGAGCUUCAGAGAGGGCUUUACCUUUUCUCGAGGUGAUCAAAAUCCCAUAGUGUACAUUGAGGACACAACUCGGAAACCCCACAACGGAUGCCGACUCCGAAAGAGACGACGCGUAUAAACUGAAAGCCUGAUGAUGCUCAUUUGUAUGAGGCUUAUAGUGAUGCUUUAGUUAAAUGGAGAAAAUAAGUGGUUUUAAAUUGUUAUAGGUUGCUGGUGUAGUUGUUUUGAUUGGAAAGCAAGAAUUGUGGUGAGAGACAUUGAGGGGCUACUUAGCAUGGUCUAUUUGAACUGAUUGUGAUGUUUAUUUUCAGCUAAGUUAGUAAAUUUAGAAUUUUGUAUGCCUGUUUUGAAAAUCAUUUUCUCAUCUCAGUAUCCACUUCGUUUUAACCCACUGUGGGAGUUGGUUGAAUGCAAUGGGAAAUUUUCUUGAUUUUUAUUGUA
Molecule: messenger RNA, 1175 nt
Organism: Camellia sinensis
Lineage: Eukaryota; Viridiplantae; Streptophyta; Magnoliopsida; Ericales; Theaceae
Source: RefSeq, a predicted model, not a curated record